Messenger RNA from Diplodia corticola, 1176 nucleotides. RefSeq lists its product as uncharacterized. The transcript is spliced from 3 exons. Gene Ontology annotation, biological process: late endosome to vacuole transport via multivesicular body sorting pathway. NCBI's taxonomy places the organism in Eukaryota, Fungi, Ascomycota, Dothideomycetes, Botryosphaeriales, Botryosphaeriaceae. The coding region runs from base 1 to 1176 and encodes 391 amino acids. Gene Ontology annotation, cellular component: multivesicular body. The record is from RefSeq and is a predicted model, not a curated record.
AUGACCUCCAAUAUACCCCAGGGCCUCAAGCCCGCCGACAUCACCCGCUUUGCCCAGCGCGCCGUCCAGCUCGAGAAGUUCAAGCCCGUCGUCUCCUACUGGUGCGAAUAUUUCAUCGUGAACCAGAUCAUCGCCAAGGGCCUGCACACGGCCGACGAAGAAUGCAUGCAGUACACCACCACUCUGAUGGACAAGCUGGAGCAGACCAAGGCCCAGCAUGCCGACAAUGACGCCAUCCUCGACGACGUUGCCGCCAAGGUCUACAUCGAACAGUUUGCCCUCGAGACCUUCCAGAGGGCCGACAACGCCGUGCGCGCGAACAAGGCUUCAGCUCAGACAGCAGACACCUUCCGCGCCGCCGCCACCUUUCUCGACCUCAUGGGCGUCUGGGGUCCCUUGGAUCCCGAGCUCGCCGCCAAGUCCAAAUUCGCCAAGUACCACGCCCUUCGCAUCGCCAAAGCCCUCAAGGCCGGCGAGGACCCGAACCUGUCGAAUCCCAUCCAAGAGCCCUCCCCCGCCCCCGAAGAGUCCGCCCCCAUGCUCGACCCCAACGACCCCGAAGUCCAGCGUAUAAACGGCACUGCUUCCUCGUCGGCGCUGCAACCAACCGUUGAGACGGCGCCCCCUUCCUUCGCGCCAUCACCCUCCCAAGAGCCCAACGCCCCGCCUUUGCAGCCACCCUUCGCAGGCGACAACGUCUCCCCGCUCGAAGCCGAGGACCCGGACCAGGACCAGGACCCGGCCCGCCAGAACUCGGUCGGCGGCGGCUACUUCCCCGCCGUGCCGACCUUCACCUCCGAGGUCCCCGCCCCGAGCCUACCCACCGCGCCGGAGCAGGCAAUGGACGACGCGCCCGCCCCGGCGGCCCCCGACGACGGCCAGUACGGCAAUCCGAAAGACUUCUACCAACCACCCCAACCCUCGGCGCCCACGGCGUUUGCACCGCCGCCCCCGCAACAGCAGCAGCAGCAGCAGCAGCAGCCCGUGGCGCCUAUCGCGCAGACCAACAUACCUCCGCCUACGGCCUGGGGUGCGGAUAGCUACAGGACGGACGACGACGCGGUGAUGCAGGCGCAGAAGCAUGCGAAGUGGGCGAUUUCGGCGCUGAAUUUCGAGGACGUGCCGACGGCGGUGAAGGAGUUGAGGAUUGCGUUGGAGACGCUUGGGGCGCGGUGA